AUGCAUUCACCAAUUGAGCCUAAGGACCGCUAUUAUUUCCGCAAGUUCGCUCGGACACUGAUCCAACGUCCUGACCUCGCUGCGAAUAUGCAAGACGUCUUCCUCGAUAGCAUAAUGUUGUAUGGAAUCCUUGACUUUGACUCUACCGAGUCGGAGUCCGGAUCAGAAGAGAACUUUAAGGGACUUGAUAAUGCCUGGAGCCAUAUUGAGGAAAAAGAAACAUCAGACAUCUUCUCGGAAGCCGUAUGGGAAAUGGAUAUCGGAAACAAAGAUAUCUUGCUUAAGCGCCUGGAAAGAGGAAAAGAAGACGCCGAAGUGGCUCUUUUCCUAUGGUAUUUACCAGAUCUGAGAAGCCUAACACUGGAUUCGCCGCCUAAUAGCACCGACAGUCCAAUUCUUGGAUUAGUCAAGGCCGCUACAACCCCCGGAACCGGAAGACCAUUCUCAAAUUUAAGCUGCCUAAAGCUUGUUUAA
This is a messenger RNA of Aplosporella prunicola CBS 121167, 474 nucleotides long. RefSeq lists its product as uncharacterized. The transcript has a single exon. NCBI's taxonomy places the organism in Eukaryota, Fungi, Ascomycota, Dothideomycetes, Botryosphaeriales, Aplosporellaceae. The coding region runs from base 1 to 474 and encodes 157 amino acids. The record is from RefSeq and is a predicted model, not a curated record.